AUGCCAGAGCCACGAGUAACUGUGACUCAGUUGAUCAAACAACAGGAAAAGAACAAACUUCUGGAACAAGAGAUUGAAAUCAAACGAGCAAAAGUCGCUGCUUUUCAAGGGUUACCACCUAACCUCGAACUUGCACGACACGAAUUGCGAAAUGCUCGCAACGAACAGAUGGAAUUGAUCCAACUCAGGGAGCGUCUGUUAGGCAGGAUGGCCGCGGGUGUCGCAUGA
Messenger RNA from Laccaria bicolor S238N-H82, 228 nucleotides. RefSeq lists its product as uncharacterized. Bases 1 to 228 code for a protein of 75 amino acids. The record is from RefSeq and is a predicted model, not a curated record. NCBI's taxonomy places the organism in Eukaryota, Fungi, Basidiomycota, Agaricomycetes, Agaricales, Hydnangiaceae. The transcript has 2 exons.